AUGCCGGCGGCCCGUGUGGCGGCUUGGCCCAGCCAUUCAUGGCUGCUUCUGCAGCUUGUGACUUCGGCUUUGGCGUCCUGUGUGUUCAGACCAGACUCUCUUCGACAGUCUGUCGUUGUGCAAAGCAUCAAUUUUGAUGGCGCAUACAGCUUGAGCUUGCAUGAAGGCCUCGGCUGCUUGGAGAAGAUCGUCGCACCAUACGCAGCGGUCAACCAGUCUUUGCACGCCGUCGCGGACUUUUACGAGCAGUUCUACGCUUUCCGGUACAUAUGCGCAGACCCCGCAGCCUCGGAUCAGACGCAGGCACCGCCUUUUGACUACGGAAUCUACGGCACCCCGCGAGGAGGUGGAGCAUCCGCAGAGGCUGCACGCGUCGACCUUGUAGACGAGCUGCGAGCGCUCGCAGUAUCGCUUCCGAGCAAACCAGGCUUGACAGAUUGGUAUCUUCCUGCCAACUCGAUCUUUGCGAGGCUUCGAGAUUCCCACGUUGACUGGCGAAACGGUGGCACCAAGGUCGACUCCAUACUGAACCAGUUCAUCUUCAUGUUGCAAGAUGACCGCGCGCAGAAGGCAGUGCGCAUUCAGGUAGCUGCAAGAGACGCCGUCGUUGUCAACGGCUUCGCAGCACCCAGGUUCCUGUCUGAGGGUGGCGAGAUUGCCAGCAUUGAUGGGCUGCAACCCAUGAGGUGGUUCCGGCUACACGUGCUAGAGAAUCCGGCCUUCAACUACGGCUUCAAGAGCGUUGGUCCACGGGCCAACAGCUUCUUCAAGUUGGGGCGGAUUGGUCUUGCAUGGUUGGGCAGCAAUGUGGGCGAUGUGUCUUCACUGAAGCCCUCGGUCAACGUGAGCUUUGCUGACGGCUCGGCUUGUACAUGGAGUUGGACAUGGCUGUGGCUGACCAGGAACUUGGCAUCGUGCAAGCUCUUCGAUGCAGCUUGCGCCGUCAAGUUUCUGGAGGCGCACCUGACAAACUCCAGCGCGCUCUUUCAGCAUGCAGCAGAGGCAGCCUCCCAACUGUCCUCGAGACAUGCCGACGGCCGCAGAUCCGCGAAUGUGAUGGUACAUUCGGCAGAUGCGGACAUGGUCGAGCUUCUCCGAAAGGAGCCUAGCCUGCGGGCACUGCUUCGGAUCCAGGAGGAGAACAUCCCUGGCACAGAGGCGCAUCGGCGAGUGCUUGCACAUCUGGGUCUCAGGGAGCGCGCAGGUCAGGCUGUCAGCCUUCUUGCUUUGCCUCCACGCCGCUGGCUAUUAAACCCUGCCGCCAGUCCGCUCGGGGCCUCUUAUGGCUACUUCGAGUUUCAAGAAGACGAGGGUGGCAAAGUCUUCGCAGUGUUCAAGCUCAGCCGCCUCUACGUUAGCUCAACGGGAUCUGUUGGCUACGAUGCCAAGAUGGAGUUUGUCAGCUUCUGGAAGGAGUUGGUGUACACAGCAAAGGAAAGGGGCGUGGAUCGCUUGUUGAUUGACGUCGCCGGAAAUGCCGGUGGUUUCGUGGAUCUUGCAUAUUUGCUCGUUCGGGCACUGUACCCGUUCUUGGAGUUCCAGCAGGUGUGCAACACAUACGACAGGCCUGUGGGAUCUCUGUACAAGGCUUGGAGGGAGGUCGACACCACCCCCCUAGCAGCUUUCAUGGACGAUGACACGGCCAUCCGGCAACGCUUGAAGCAGAUGACUCCAGAGGAGCAGGCAGCUAUGAAGUCAGUUUUGCAGAAAAUCACCAAGGCUUGCAUGGAGAUGGAUGUUUUGGACAUGGACGACGUGCUGCAAAUCCAGUCUGCCAUCGAUUCCUUGGACACAGGGGAGGUGGACGAGGAGAGCUUGCGCGGGACUCUUGAGAUCCUGACUGCAUCAGCUGAGAGUUUUGGAAAUCCUUUCUCGCUAUAUCUUGACGGUUAUGCGGCAAAUGGCACCCCGUUCGAUCCAUUCAAGUCUGCGCGAACGGCGCGACGGGGCGGCAAGCCUAACGUUAAGCUGACAGAAUUCUUUCGCAUUGAGGACUGCGUUUUGGCAUUUACCCAAAAAUUUGUUGAUGCAUUUAGAGGGCUAGAGCAUCCGUUUACAAACAUUCUGUUUGUGUCUGACGGCGGUUGCGGAUCAUCAUGUGACACGUUCUCCCGGACUGCGUACAUGAUUGCGAAGAAGCAGCAGCAUCAUGGAGGUUCGAGGCUGCAGAUAAAUUAUGUAACUUUCGGUGGACUUGGUGGAUCCUUUGACGAUGCACAGGGCACGCUGUCAGCGACGUCAUUUCCUGGAGGGAACUUGAUGAUGGCCGCCAUGGCGCAAUUGUACAACCCCAUCUAUUCCGCUGCAGCUUUAGGGUAUCUUGCUGCCGAAUGGGCCGGUUUGGGUCCCAUGAAGAGGCAGCUUGCACAUUUUCGUACUUUCGUUCCCCAGUAUCCGUAUUAUUGGAACAAUCUGCCACAGUACCCUCAGAGUGAGAUGUACCAGAACGCGUUGGGAGAUGAUGCCCUGCCUGCGGAAUUCUAUUUCUUUCCCACGGACAUGUACUUGCCGGACUGGUAUGCGGACGUAGUCGGCGAGCCACAUGAGUGGAAUGAGUCCGAACUGAGACGUCUGCACGUGGACGCAACCAAAGCAUUCAAAGCUGUGUCAAUGAUCUUAUCGCCUUCUGCAGCCUCUCGGGAUCUUCUGGGAAGGCAGCCAUAUCCCGGCACAGUGCUUCAGGGCACCAGUUUCGCUUGGUUGGUAGGUCUGGGGAUCUUGGCUUCCACCGCGCUGUUCCUCCUGGUAGUCUUCGCCUUGACAAAACUUCCGGAGGGACUACGCAUUGGCUUUUCGCACCCAGAACUGCAUGAGCACAUGGUGAGUGAUGAGGAGGCUUCUUCGUAA
This is a messenger RNA of Symbiodinium sp. CCMP2592, 2847 nucleotides long. The record is from the annotation of a GenBank genome assembly. NCBI's taxonomy places the organism in Eukaryota, Dinophyceae, Suessiales, Symbiodiniaceae.